Molecule: messenger RNA, 1880 nt
Organism: Salvelinus fontinalis (brook trout)
Lineage: Eukaryota; Metazoa; Chordata; Actinopteri; Salmoniformes; Salmonidae
Gene: tfdp2
Product: transcription factor Dp-2
Biological process (GO): regulation of transcription by RNA polymerase II; regulation of cell cycle
Cellular component (GO): transcription regulator complex; nucleus
Molecular function (GO): DNA-binding transcription factor activity, RNA polymerase II-specific; RNA polymerase II transcription regulatory region sequence-specific DNA binding
Source: RefSeq, a predicted model, not a curated record
GUUAAACAGUACACACACUGCUUCAAACUAACCAUUUCUCUGUGUCUGUGUUGCAGGGAUGGGCUGUGCUCAGGAGACUCUUCAGCCAGCAAUCAGCUGACGAAGGGCGAUAAGAACGGGAAGGGCCUGAGUCAUUUCUCCGUGAAGGCGUGUGCGACGGUGCAGAAGAAAGCCAAAGCAUCCUACAACGAGGUAGUGGCCGACGAUCUGGUGGCUGAGUUCACCCACUCCACCACCGACUCGCAGGUGUAUGACCAGAAGAACAUCCGCAGGCGCGUGUAUGACGCCCUCAACGUGCUGAUGGCCAUGAACAUCAUCUCCAAGGAGAAGAAGGAGAUACGCUGGAUCGGCCUGCCCACCAACUCAGCCCAGGAGUGUCAAAACCUGGAGGUGGAGAAUCAGAAACGCCUGAAGAGGAUCAGGCUGAAGAGAACUGAACUGGAUGAACUCAUACUGCAGGAAUGGGGCAGUCCCAAAAUCUCUUUCAGAAACCUAGUGCAGAGAAACAAAGCCAGCGAGGCUUCCUCCCUGGCCCCUCCCCCUUCCAGCUCAAUAUUAAAAGUACCAUUUAUAUUCCUAAAACAUAGAUUGAAAAUUGUUGCUUCCUGUUGUAGUACCUACUGUCGAUGUGAAUACCUUUUCAACUUCAACAACACCUUUGAGAUCCACGACGACAUGAAGCGCAUGGGGUUGUCCCUGGGCCUGGAGAUUGUCUGUCUGCGGUGCACUUCCAAUCUCAUCCUGGCCAAGUCCCUCAUUCCCAGGUCUCUGGAGAUCUACAUCAUAGGCAUGGCCAGAGGCACCAGUCAAACAAGCUCUUUCCCAGAUGACCUGGACUCCGCCUCUUUGGAUGGAAGGAGGAGCUAUAGCCACAGUAGCACCGCCUCUCGAGGCCAGGCGCCCAGCUCCUUCAACGAGGAAGAGGAGGACGAUGAUGACAACGAACCCUCUUCACAGUGACUGACGGACAGACAGCUAGCCAGGCAUCAGUGAUGCAGCAUACCUCUCUCUCUGAGACUGGUCUCUCGUCUCCUACUCUGUUCACAUGGGGAGUGGAAGUUCUCUGGGGAUGUGGCCAGAUAUACAGGAAAUAGGUUGCCAGUCAUUCAGGUCGAUGAUAUGAUAUUUUAGACGCAUUUAAAUAUCUGUUUCUGUCUUAAUUUCUCCCUUGUAGUUAUUUUUGUAAAUGUCUUCCUGGCUGCUGCCCCUGUAUUUCCUGCAGCGGCGAAAAGGUUCCAAAUUCUUCUGCCAAGAGGCGAUAUCUGCGUAAUCUCCCAGAGAAAAGGUUUGUUGUUUUUUAGAUGGAGUGCAAUGUUUUGUAGUCAUUUUCUAGAGGAUGUGGCUAUGCAUAAAAGCACUCACACUGCCGCGACACACCACAGACUCGUGACGGAAUAUUUUUCACAAUUAUUGAACAUUUCUUCUCAUUUAUUUCCCUGUUCCAACGAAACAUGUCAAACGUACAUGAAUAGUAUGUGUGUUGAUGUAUGCUAGUGGUUUGACUUUCUGUUCCUCCUUUAACGCAACGUUUGUCUAAUCAAUGGGAUCCCGUCCGAUCCUAUUCUAAGCUGGCAUUUUAAUUUAAGGUUUGUUUAGGUUAAUAGAAGGGGAUUUCUAGGCUUCUUUGAACCACCCCAAAACAUUCUGUAAAAUAUAUAUUUUUUUUACGCUACUUAUGAUACUCCUUUACUAUUUUUUGCAGUUUAAUGUCAGCCAUUAGAUGCAACUGUGUGGAAAGAAGCCAGCAGUAACCUUUAACCCAGGUAUUAGCCCUACCUUGUCUAGAAACAAGGGUACAUUGAGUACAUUUUGUUUUAUUUUAAGUGUGAACCAUUCUGCCUAUCAUCAAUGCCUUUUUUAAUAUAAUCAUUGUGCCGAUA